UGCAGAGGGCGGGGCAGCUGUGGAUAAAAGCAGGACUCGGGCUUAGCAGCCUCACUUUCUGCCGGAACCUAGGAACCUUGCCCAGCCUGGUGAGUCACACAGGCCCAGCCUGGACAUGCAGGAGGUGGCCGUGAGCCUGCUUGUCCUCCUGGCAGGCCUGCCUGCCCUGGACGCCAACGACCCCGAAGAUAAAAACAGUCCUUUCUACUAUGACUGGUACAGCCUCCGGGUCGGCGGGCUCAUCUGCGCAGGGGUUCUGUGCGCCAUCGGCAUCAUUGUCCUCAUGAGCGGGAAAUGCAAAUGCAAGUUCAGCCAGAAGCCCAGUCAUCGUCCAGGGGAUGCUCCACCUCUCAUCACUCCAGGCUCUGCCCAUAACUGCUGAGGACGGACUUGCCGAAAGAGCAGCGGGGCCUUUCUCUGUCCCCCGGUUCUGGCUCUGCACAGGAGCCUCAACUCCAGGACGGAACGCUUCCUCCUGUCUUCAGACUGCCUUGCCGGGCCUCCUCCCAUCUCAGGGGAGGGGGUCUCCUUGUUCAGUUUUUAAUCUGAAAUGAUCUUGCCUCCUGCCCAAACA
Messenger RNA from Tupaia belangeri chinensis (Chinese tree shrew), 574 nucleotides. RefSeq names its product FXYD domain containing ion transport regulator 3 (gene FXYD3). The transcript is spliced from 8 exons. Lineage: Eukaryota; Metazoa; Chordata; Mammalia; Scandentia; Tupaiidae. The coding region runs from base 116 to 382 and encodes 88 amino acids. The record is from RefSeq and is a predicted model, not a curated record. Gene Ontology annotation, biological process: regulation of sodium ion transmembrane transporter activity. Gene Ontology annotation, cellular component: membrane. Gene Ontology annotation, molecular function: sodium channel regulator activity.